AUGGCGAGCGCGGCGCUCCCCGCAAAGCCCCAGGAAGCGGAGGCCCCGCAGGAGCGAGGCGCGGCGGCGCCCGCGGAGCCGGAGCCGGCGGAGGUGUCAGGCAGGGCCGGGGCGGCGGCGGCGGUGCUGGGAGAGACCGGGCUGGCCGUGGGCUGCUGCAUCGCGGCGGCGCUCAGCUGGGAGCGGCCCCUCCGCAGCCUGGGCGGCUUCGUCUGCGCCAACCUGCUCUUCUGGUUUGUUGCAUUGACCCCUUGGAGAGUGUAUCAUCUGACUUCCCUUAUAAUACUUGGAGUGUUAAUUCUUCAGAUAAUGAAGGAUUUGGUAUUCUCAAAGAUAAAAGGUGCGCAGCUUUGGAGGACCAUCACUCGCAACUGGAAAGUCACCGAUUCCAGUCAAGACUACAGACUCAGAAUAAAUCAGUGCAUUUCAGAAACACUGAUGAAUUUAUUUGUAUUUCUUCAAGAAAUGUCCCACUUUAAGGAACAAAACCCUGGCAAGUUUUGCCUACUAGUCUGCAGCAUAUGUACAUUUUUCACUGUCUUGGGAAGUUACAUUCCUGGAGUUGUCCUCUCCUAUGUCUUGUUAUUGUGUGCCUUUUUAUGUCCCUUCCUUAAGUGCAAUGAAUUUGGACAGAAACUGUGCAGCAAAAUAAAGGCUGUUUUGAUGAAAGUAGAUUUUGGAAUAGUGGAAUAUAUCAACCAGAAGAAAAAAGAGAGAUCUGAAACAGCAAAAACAAAAGCCACAGAAGAUGACAGUGAAUUAGACAUAUCAGCUCUGUGUCCUAAGGUUAGUCCUGCAAUAGUUGCCAAAGAGCUGUCAGUGUCUGACACAGAUGUCUCAGAAGUAUCCUGGACCGAUAAUGGGACCUUUAACUUAUCUGAGGGGUAUUCUCCACAGACAGACACGUCUGAUGAUUUUGACCGACCUAGUGAUCAUGAAGAAGCUUUCGCUCGAGAUCUUUUAGAGUUUCCCUCUUUAGAAAACGGUGCCGGCACAAACGAUGACGAUGACUCCAGCAUUGGUUUGCCCACCCAGCAAAAACGAAGGAAAGAGCAAACUGAUGUCAAGGUGGAUCACGCUUCCAGACAGAGUAAAGAGAGACCAUCCACUGCAGGGCUGUCCUUGCCGUUGACCAGUGACCAAACCUUUAAUUUAAUGAGUGGAAUUGCUGGCGAUGUCAUCACGGCUGCGGUGUCUGCUGCCAUCAAAGACCAGCUGCAGUCCUUACAGCAAGCUCCCUCACAGGCAGCGCCCAGCUUGAGCGAGGAGACAGACACAGAGGAAGCUGAUGAUUUUGAACUGCUUGACCAGUCUGAGCUAGAGCAGAUUGAGAAAGAACUGGGACUUUCACAAGGUCAAGAAACAGAAUCCCAGGAAAAGAAAAAGUCUUCAGGCUUCCUUUCAAAUCUGCUUGGAAGUCAUUAACCUUGAAGUUACGGCUGGUAACACAGAAGAAACUAAACAUAAAACACACAAAAAAAUACCAUCAAAUACUACAAAACAAACAAAAAAAAAAAAAAAAAGAGAAAAAAAGAAGAAAAUUCUGAGCUGUAAGCUUUAACUAUCCCUUUAGAUGUGUUGUAAUAAUUUCCCUUAUGCAAAGUGAAUUAACUGGAUAAGUAUCAGCUAAUACUGAUAGUUUAAUGUUUCUGGUAGUUAUACCUCAAUGUAAUAGCAUGGAAAUGAAUUCUCUAUCCACUGUUUGGUUGCAAAUGCGUGGUGGAAGUCAGUUGUUCAAAAUAGUUGGGGGAGAGGUUUCUUUUACCUUUUUGCCAACCAUCUGUUUUGGGGUCCUGAGCCAAAUUUCCAGUAUCAGCAGUUUAUUUUCUUUGGUUUUCCAAUCAUGUAAUACAAUUAAUGACUCAUAUUGUGAGGGCACGUUAUCAGAGGGCUGCGGUGAGAUUAACUGCAUCUCACCUCCUUCAAUCCUACCAAAAAGUAUGGAUCCCUGCAGUUAGCAUUAUGUGUAGUGCACCUACUGUAUAUGAAACACGUGAACUGGCACAAGUCAAGUUUAAUUAUGUGUGCAACACUAUAAAACCCCCUAGAUUUCAUACUUAAAACCUUUGAAUUAUUUUGGAUAUGGUGAUGCAUUUCCAAGUUUUUUGCUGUUAUAGGCUUGUAGAGUUGUAAAGUGGCAUGUUAUACGACUGACCACCUGCUGUGUUCCUUGAUGGAGUCUAGUCCUUGGCAGUAUUGCCCAUGUGAAGUCAGCCAAUGAAUCUUUAUGUUUAAAAGUUAAUAUUGUAUAAACUGAAUAACCUGUUUGGGAGCAGGUGAGGGUAGUUAUUGUUUGGAGUAGAGAUUAGAGAUUAAAAAAAAAAAGCAAAAAGGCUUUUUAGGUGCCACUUCCUUAAUUUGAGAUUCUGUAGGUUUUGGUUUUGUUUUUCUUCCCAUCAUAGCUGCUUCCACUUGCAACAAAAGUUGUCUUGCAAGGUGAUGAUUUUAAUAUACUUAGAAGCAUUUGGUGAGGUCAGUUGCUAGAGAAGACACUCAGAAUCUUCUUCUUGGCAUGUAAUUUAAAACAAAAAAAGAACUUGUUUAAAUUAUUUGCCAGUUUAAAGUCCACACAUUCUGAGUGAGUGGCAUGGGAUCUCAAGCAGAUAACUUAUUUUUCUAGGGCUUUUUUGUUCACCUGUGACAAAACUGCAUUGCAAUACCAAGCAAUAGUAAUCCAAGAAAUAGGAAGAAAUAAAGCUAGUUUUUUUAAUGUGAUGUAAACCGUUAGCAAAGUUGAGGGACCAUGUCAGCUGCUACUAUUACUCAAGUAAAUUUCCAUUUGCUGGCAUUUGAAGAGGUAAAUACUGUCAUCUAAGACCCUCAAAAAGUACAGCAACAGAUGAUAAAAAUCUUCCACUAACAUAAAUGUGUAGGUGAACCUGUGUUUGAAAUUAACUUCAUUUUGUAUGUUUUUUUCCUUUUGAGGUGGAAGAAUAGGCAGAUGGCCAAAAAGAGUACAGCAAAAGGAAGGAUGCCGAGAUGUUUUGACACUAGCUUUAUUGUUGCUUGUGCAUUUUGUGUCAGUAAUGCAAAUUGACUGUGUUUGCUGUCCUUUACCAGUACAAGGGUAAGCCUGUGCCUUCAUUAUCAAAUACAUUAUGAAAUAAGUUGAUGCUGGAUAUAGAUCCCACAAGACGCAGCUUCCAAAUUACAAUGUAUCAACACCUGAGUUUCUGGAAAUCAUCAGAAAACAUGGCCCACAUCACUUCUACAGCAUUAGUUGCUAAGUUUCGUCGUUAGCUGUCACUAGGUUGUUCUUCUCAUUUGGAAAAAGCAAAUUAAAAAAAAGAUCAAAUACCCAACCAAAAUUAAAAAAAGCUUUUGUUGGAAAAUCAGUGAGUUUAAAAAAUUCUCAGAUGACUUAAAAGCCUCAUUUUCUUGCCACACAUUUAGGACAAUCUGUAGAGUUAAAAGAGUACUAAUCCAAGUUGCUGAUGAAGCUUUGUAGGAUGCCCAAACAACGGUGUGCUCCCUUGUCCAGGGCUACUGGUGCCAGAAGGGGAAACAGGCUGUGGGACAGGAGAGGUGGCAGGGAGGGAGCAGUGCUUCACAGGCUUUUCUGGAGCAGAUUGGCAGGACAGGCUAGCUGGCUAUCAAUGGUGGCAUUGUAACAGCAUGCACUUUAUUGUUGUUUUAUGGAAAAUACUUGUGGUUAUGAGAGUAUGUAACACAGGGGCACUCUUCUAGAAUAAUAGAUUAGAUCAGAAAGAAAAGCAGUUGGAUGAGUUUCUCAGACUUUUUGUAAAUUACCCAUUUUCUGGUUUCAAGAUAGGUAAAUACACUGAUUUUUCUCCAGUAAGACUCUCAUUCUUUUUUUUUUUUCAGAAAGAAAAAACCAACCAAAACUUGAACAAGUAAAUCAUUAAAGUUAGAGACAUAGUUGCUUAUCUGAGAGUCUUCAGAAUUUUUUUCUGCUGUCAUGAUAGUCAAUUACAUUCAAGCCCCUAAAUACUGUGUAAUGGGAAGGAUGUAAUUCUGUAACAUUGAAUAUUCUUCCUCAGGUAGUAAAAAGAUGUCUGAUUUUCUGCAAAAAACUAUCUCUUCCCUUCCACACAACCACAUGCAAGAAGCAUUUGCGUGGACACAAUACAUUCCACUCCCAGCAGUCCGCCAGCAAAACACAAAGAAAAUGUUUCUCUCCUUUGUGGAUCCUCUCCGCACUGCCCUCAGCUGGAAAUCCCUUGAGAAAACUACAUUUGGCUGUAUUAUAGCAGCAGCCAAGAAAUAGCAAUUCCUCAAAAAUUCCUGUCACAAUGGUUCUUCAGCAUCUUUCCUAGCGAGCGCUGUUGUCACCUUCCCAUCCUUCAAAUGGAAUGCCUGGGCAGGAAGACAGGCAAGGGGGCAAUACAUAGCUUUGAAACAUACAGUUUUUCCAUGGAAAGCUUCCUUGCCUGUGAUUUCCAGUCAAAAGGCACACAGGUAGCAUAGAGGGCAUAGUGUGAGCCAGUGCCAUGGGGUAAGAGUGUGUGAUCCUGCCCUGGGAUAGGUGCUGCUUGUGUUGUGUGUGUGUGUGCUCAUACCUGGCAGCAAAGGGCUCACCCUCCUGUGCCUUGCAGUGGCUUCUUCACGCAUCCUGAUUUAAGAAAAGGACACAUGUCAGGGCAGGGAUGCAGGUCACUCUUUUGUACUCAGAAAAUUUCCCCUUGUGUCAGUACAUGAGUGACAGGAUCACCAACGGAUUGGUGGCCUUUGGUGUGUCAAAUCCAGUGCAAAACCACCCGUUCCCAGCACAUAGGGUUUCCAUGCGUACGUACCACACACCUACUGACCAUUCUUCUGUAUUUUAGUGGAAAAAAAACCUAUUCUAUGCAGAGGAGGUUAAAUAAUUGUAACCCGAAGUAAGUGGAUCUGAAGAGAUACUCGUUCUACUUGUUCUGUGUUUGUUCUGCACUUUUUCCAGGCUGUCCCAGCCUUCUGAACAAAUAAAUCCCUGUAGUCUCCACGUCUGUUCUCAGCACAUGAGCGGCGUUGCAGUCUGUGAGUAACCCCCACCUAGGCAACCAGAAACUGGAGAAUUACAAAAUGUCCGUAUUUAAGUAUUCUGCAGCACUUUACCUGCCUGAUCACUGUUUUGUAAACAUGGAACUAUUAUAUUGAUUGUUUUAAUAAAUAUGUGUUAGUUUUUAUCUUAAAUCAUCUCAUUGUGUCUUUGCUCCAAGAAAUGGAAAUAAACCCUAUAAUAACAAACGGGGUGACCUUAUCACUCUCUGCAACUACAUGAAAGGAGGUUCUAGCCAGGUGGGGCUCGGCCUUUUCCCCCAGGUGCCCAGUGACAGGACAAAAGACAGUCAUAAGCUGCAACCGGGGAGGUUUAGGUUGGACAUCGGGAAGAAUUUCUUCAUGGAAAGGGUGAUAAGGUACUGGGAUGGGCUGCCCAGGGAGUGGCGGUGUCACCGUCCCUGGAGAUGUUUCAGGAAGGACUGGGCAUGGUACUUAGUGCCAUGGUCUAGUUUGUGGAUGCCAUGGGACAGAGAGAGAGAAAUGGCUAGUGUUUCUCACAGCAGCUUGUGAGAAUUCUUGUGAUAAUUUGUUAAGUAUAAACAAUCUGCAGGUGGUGUUUUUCCACUUUGUCUUU
Melozone crissalis (California towhee) is the source of this 5575-nucleotide messenger RNA. It is a transcript of the gene RETREG1, whose product is annotated as reticulophagy regulator 1. The transcript has 9 exons. Bases 1 to 1425 code for a protein of 474 amino acids. Gene Ontology annotation, biological process: reticulophagy; negative regulation of neuron apoptotic process. Gene Ontology annotation, cellular component: endoplasmic reticulum membrane. Lineage: Eukaryota; Metazoa; Chordata; Aves; Passeriformes; Passerellidae. The record is from RefSeq and is a predicted model, not a curated record.